Messenger RNA from Python bivittatus (Burmese python), 2955 nucleotides. NCBI's taxonomy places the organism in Eukaryota, Metazoa, Chordata, Lepidosauria, Squamata, Pythonidae. The record is from RefSeq and is a predicted model, not a curated record.
GGGCGGCCGGGCGGGCGCCAGCCUCCCGCGAGGCAGGGCUGGACGGGAGCGCGACCUCCCGCAGGCGAGUUCGAAGGAGGGGGGAGGCGACGUCACGCUCUCGCAAGCGAGGGGGCGGCAGAGGGUCUGCGGGCACGUGACGGCGCCGAUGGCUCUGGGCUCCGCGCCCGCCCGAGUGCGCAUGGGCUCGCCCUGAAAGCGCGGAGAAGCGCUGGGUCUGUCUCCGUCUUUGCGGUAGAGUAGGAAGUGGCUUCUUCGGGGGAGACGUAAGGAGGAAGACGCUUCUCCGGAGCAAACAAGAGCUGCAUCAUUACCAGAAAAAAAAAAUUCUGGCUCAGCAGUAACUAAACCUCAGGUGGUUGUGGCUCCAGUGGUAAUGUCAAAGCUGUCAGUAAAUGCACCUGAAUUUUACCCAUCAGGAUAUACCCCAAAUCAUACUGAAUCUUCUUUAGAAGAUGGCUGUGAUGGAUAUCCAACUUCAACAGAAUACGUGCAGGAUUUUCUAAAUCAUCUUGCAGAGCAGCCGGCCUGUUUUGAAACUGAAAUAGCACAUUUUGCGGAAACUGUGAAUGGCUGCGUGACUACAGAUGAAGCUUUACAAGAACUUGUUGAACUCAUAUAUCAACAGGCUACAUCUGUCCCCAAUUUUUCCUAUAUGGGGGCAAGGCUGUGCAAUUAUCUUUCUCAUCAUCUCACCAUUAAUCCACAAAGUGGCAACUUCAGACAAUUACUGCUUCACAGGUGUCGAAAAGAAUAUGAAAAUAGAGAUGUGGCUGCCAAAGGAGAUGAAGCUGUGAGGAAAAGAUUUCAUGCAUUUGUGCUGUUUUUGGCUGAACUUUAUCUAAAUCUAGAGAUUAAAGGAACUAAAGGACAGCUAACCCGAGCUGAGAUUCUUCAAAGUGGGCUUCAUGAGCUAUUAAACACACUUUUUUCGAAUCCUGUGGACAACAAUUUAAUCUGUGCAGUAAAGCUACUGAAAUUGACAGGAUCAGUCCUUGAAGAUGCAUGGAAAGAAAAAGGAAAGACUUAUAUGGAUGACAUAAUACAGAAAAUUGAAAAUGUUGUCUUGGAUGCAAAUUGCAGCAGAGAUGUAAAGCAUAUGUUAUUAAAACUGGUAGAACUGCGGUCAAGUAAUUGGGGAAGGGUACAUAUUACUUCAACAUACAGGGAAGCAACUCCAGAAAAUGAUCCCAACUACUUCAUGAAUGAACCAACAUUUUACACAUCAGAGGGUGUGCCUUUCACUGCAGCAGAUCCAGAUUACCAAGAGAAAUAUCAGGAACUUCUUGAAAGGCAAGAUUUGUUUCAAGAGUAUGAAGAAAAUGGAACAGGAGCUGAAGACCAAUAUUUUGAUGAUGAAGAUGAUGAUGCAGAAGAUGAGAUGGAUCCAGAAAUUGAAGAAGCAUUUGAAAAAUUUUGCUUAGAAUCUGAACGCAAGAGGAAACAAUAAGAUCUUACACAUGAAUGUUAAUAUUUGUUUAAAAAAAACAGCGUAGAAUGAACAGCAAGUACAUGAAUGGAACAUCCUUUAGUCCAUAUCAAAGGAAAUUAAGUUUCUCCAAGUAUGCAAUUUCCAUUUUGUUAAACAGAAUCUGCCAAAAACAAAAAGCAAUUGUAAAGUUAAAUUCUGUAACUUGAAUAAUAUGUAAAUAUUAUAGUUUAUUUUAUGUACAGUUAAAUAAGCAGUGUUUUUGCUGGAACAAAUUUAUUUGGCGUGUCACAUUAAUCAAAAAGUUCAACUUAAAUUUGUAUUAAAAACCCACACUAUUUCUGAAGUAAAAUCCCUUCAAUCAUAACACAUUUUGACUUGCUUUUGGAAUGGAUUUGUACAUCCUUUCCAUUGCAUAGGUCGUAGUAUUCAUCCCAUAUUUUUAGGCUCAUGGAAUUGCCAAAAUUGUUUUCUUAAUGUUUUACAAAUCAUGAAAAUUGUAACCACCCAAGAACAAUUUGGAAAUGUGCACAAAAAAUUGAUUUUCAAGCAGCUAUAUAAUCAAUUUGGUGUUUUAGUUCAUGGAAGCAGUCUUCAACAUUGUUACUCAGUUUUAGGUGUCACAUUAGUGAUCUUCUGAACUAUGGGUUUAGAUGAUCAGAAAUGUGUCAUGUGUUUAUUCCUUUCCCCAUUUCCAUAUUAAUACUUCCUGCUUUAGCCAUUGUUUAUUGUCAUGCAUGUUUUGACAAAACAGUGAUUAAUGCUAAUCAGGAUUACUUUGAAAUUCUGGUUAGCAAAUCUGGUUCAUCAAGGAAAGGAGAAGAUUGCAAAGUCCCAAAAAAUCCAUGGUUUAGGGUGCCUUUCUAAAUCUUGGUCCACAGGUAGCAGCCUAGAAAUUCUAUGACUGUGACCUUUGCCCAUGUUUGCAGGAGAUAAUUAGAUUUUCAGUCCAGUAACAUUGGGCCCUAAGAUAAGGACUUGCUGUUUUAGAGGUUUCAAAGCAUAAUGUCUGAAUUCAGCCAUUUUUUGUUGAUUUCCACUUCAAAUUUUUAAAGAAGUUACUUUUUAGUUCAAAGUUCAUAGUAAUUUGUGUCUUUGGAAUGCAUACUAGAAAGAAAACAAGUCUGCCUCUUUUUAGUUUGCAUCACAUUUAUCAAGUAAAUUGUUUACAAAAAAAAAUGUCUACUGGUUAUGAUGUCUUCCCUUUAAAUCACCUGUUUUUCUCUCUAAAAAUUUUGUCCAGGAUACUUUUAACAUUUUUGUUCACCAUUUUAUAUUGAAUAGAUUACCUAGAAUCUUAUUUCCUAACACCAAAUGUGUUGAACUUCCUGAGAAAUAGGUUAAAUAACUUAUAUAAAGACAGAGGUUGUAAAUAAGUAUGUAAAUAGUGCUGUUUAAUAUUGCACUGUUAUAACUUGGUACAAUUUGUGUCUGUUAAAUGAGUUAGUAUAAAAUUAUAUCUUCUGGUUGUUUAGCUUUUAGUUAACACCAUAUUUUGGAAAAAAUAAACAGGGUUUUUUGUUGUU